Messenger RNA from Crotalus tigris (Tiger rattlesnake), 5898 nucleotides. RefSeq names its product ubiquitin like modifier activating enzyme 6 (gene UBA6). The coding region runs from base 1560 to 4313 and encodes 917 amino acids. Gene Ontology annotation, cellular component: SUMO activating enzyme complex; cytoplasm. The transcript has 29 exons. The record is from RefSeq and is a predicted model, not a curated record. Gene Ontology annotation, biological process: protein sumoylation. Lineage: Eukaryota; Metazoa; Chordata; Lepidosauria; Squamata; Viperidae. Gene Ontology annotation, molecular function: SUMO activating enzyme activity.
UGGUCCCAUCCUCCCUCCGCCGGAAACUUUCAGAUCUGCCCAGUCCUGCCCAGAUCUGCACAAGAAGCCCUGACGUGAGUGAUGUCGAGCUGGCCACGCCCACCCAGUAGGCCAGCUUGGACACUCGGUCUCUAAAAGGUUCACCAUCACUGGUUUAUUGUCUCCUUCUUACAGAUGAAACAGCCCAAGGAUCCCCCACCCGUUUUCCCAGCUGCAAUCUGUAAAAGUGAAAGUUUUCAGCAACAACAAAGAGCCUUAUCUAUGUCCGGGCUUCGUGCCAAAUUUUCUUUAAGCGUAAUAAAUUGUAAUGCCAAGUUUCACCACUAUUUGUCGUUAACUUCUAUCUUCCAGCUUUCAAGUCCAAACUUAUUUCAGCAACUUUCCAAGUAUCUUUUCAAAAACAAAGUCUUAAAAAUACUUUUAGCCCCCAAAUUUGUCAAAGCUGUAUCUCUGUAUUAAAUCCAAAUUAAUCUUGUAGUUUUCUCUAAUUUUCCCCCAAGGAAAGUUAGAACGGAGCAGAAAUUAAUCCUUCUCUCUAUCAUAUGGGGGUAUUCUUUGCUUUGGGAAUUCUUUUUUCCAGGAAGAAGUUUUAAAAUUAUAAAGAGAGGAUUACGUUCUCAUCCAGUUCCAUCUGCGUUGUUCAGAGGUUGUUAAUUAGUGCUUAUCUUGGGUUGUUGGUGGCUUGGGUUGUUGGUGGCCACCUAAAUGCAGCCAAUCUUUCUCCUACCGGUUUGAAGGGUUCCUUGGAUCAAAUGGAAGGGCCACAACCCUCUGUGAUCAACGAGGGUCCCCUCCUUCGUCGACUCUCUGAGGCGACUUUAGAACUUUUUUAGGGUCCCCAGCAGAGUGAAAUCGGACAUAGAAAAUGGAGCCCCAUUUUCCUGAGCCCAUAACGCUCACAUCUAACCCAGAACUCCUUUUCUUCUAUAUUUCAGUCCAAAGUUAUAAGAAACAUUCAAUAGAAAUAAAGUCCAGAUAUUUUGUAAAUUAAAAAAAUACAGAGAUCCAAUGGUGAGAAUUAAAAAAAUUCUUCAUCUCCCCCAACAGUGGGGGUGGGAUCUAACUCCCCAUUCUUUCUCCUGAUGCUUGGAAGGCUCAUCUUAAUUUGGUGUUGUUUAAUAAAAAUGAAAUGGAACACUAGUUGCUUAGAUUUUAUUCUUGAAGAAUAGGAAAAGAACACAUAGAUAAUAUAAAUCCAUGAAGAAAGCCACAUAUAGCAUAGCUGUUUGCCUUGUGAAGCAUCUAGCAGCAAGAUGUGAGGUACAUUGAAAGUGAAAACAACUAACAACUUAUUAAGGUAAAAAAAAUGGAGACUUGUUAGUUAACAGCAUGUUCUUGGCAAACAAGUGGUGCAGUGUUCUGGAAAACAAGAAGAGCAACUUCUCUUCUGGAAGUUAAUUGAAAAACAGGCCAGUCACAGGAGAGAUAUCAUAAGUAGUGUUUGAUUCCAAGAAAAGGAGUGUUAAGGUCUUGUUGAUAAAUGGAAACAGUUUUAGAGGAUAAUCUGAGCUGAAGCAGCACAGCAUCACAUUGCAGAGCUGAAUCCAUAUGUCCAAGUGAUGUCAUCAACUGAUCCAUUAAAUGAAAUCACUGAUAUUUCUUUUUUGAAACAAUAUCAGUGUGUCAUAUUAACUGAGAUGAAGAUGUCACUGCAGAAGAAGAUUAAUGCUUUUUGCCAUACUCAGCACCCACCUAUUAAGUUUAUAAGUGCAGAUGUGUAUGGAAUAUGGGCACGUCUAUUUUGUGACUUUGGUGAUGAAUUUGAAGUCCUAGAUACCACAGGAGAGGAACCAAAAGAAAUCUUCAUUUCAAACAUAUCUCAGGCAACUUGUGGUAUCGUCACCUGCCUUGAUAAUAAUCCUCAUAAACUUGAAACUGGACAGUUUGUAAGUUUCCGGGAAAUUAAUGGAAUGUCAGCAUUAAAUGGAUCCACCCAUCAGAUAACUGUUAUAUCACCUUAUUCCUUCAGCAUUGGGAAUACUACAGAUAUGGAACCUUAUUUACAUGGUGGCAUAGCUGUCCAAGUAAAGAUAUCUAAAGUAUUUCAUUUUGAACCACUGGAGAAACAGUUGUCUAAUCCAACCUAUCUUGUUGCUGACUUCAGCAAACCUGAGGCACCCCUACAGAUUCAUAUUGCUAUGCUUGCUUUGAAUGAAUUCCAGGAGAAUUUUGCUCGCAUGCCAAACAUUGGAUGUCUUCAAGAUGCUGAAGAAAUGGUGAAGAUAGCUCUAUCCUUAAGUAAAAUCCUGGAAGGCAAGCAUCAGGUAAAUGAAGACAUUGUGAAAUGGCUAUCAAGGAUGUCUCAGGGCUCUUUAGCUCCUCUAACAGCUGCACUUGGUGGUAUUGCUAGUCAGGAAGUCUUAAAAGCAGUGACUGGAAAGUUUUCUCCCCUGCAACAAUGGCUGUAUAUUGAUGCAUUGGAAUUAGUUACAUUUCCAGAAAAAGCCCAUGAUGAAGAAUUCCUUCCAAGGGGAGACAGAUAUGAUGCCCUAAGAGUGUGCAUUGGAGAUUCCUUAUGCCAGAAAUUAAAGAAUCUGAAUGUUUUCUUAGUUGGAUGUGGUGCAAUAGGCUGUGAAAUGUUAAAAAAUUUUGCACUCCUUGGUGUUGGUACAGGCAGAGAAAGAGGCAAGGUUGAAAUAACAGAUCCUGACUUAAUAGAAAAGUCCAACUUAAACAGGCAGUUUCUUUUCCGGCCUCAUCACAUACAGAAACCUAAGAGUUGUACUGCAGCAGCAGCAACACGUAGCAUCAAUCCUGAGAUAAAGAUAGACUCAUACCUUAACAAAGUGUGCCCAGCUACUGAGAACAUAUACAAUGAUGAUUUCUACACCAAGCAAGAUGUAAUUGUAACUGCAUUAGACAAUGUGGAAGCUAGGAGGUAUAUUGACAGUCGCUGCCUAGCAAGCUUACGUCCUCUCUUAGAUUCUGGAACAAUGGGAACCAAAGGGCAUACAGAAGUCAUUGUGCCUCAUCUAACAGAAUCUUACAAUAGUCAUCGAGAUCCACCUGAAGAAGAAAUACCAUUUUGCACAAUAAAGUCUUUUCCAGCUGCCACUGAACACACAAUACAGUGGGCAAGAGACAAGUUUGAAAAUGCUUUUUCACACAAGCCUUCCCUGUUUAACAAGUUUUGGCAAACGUAUCCAUCAGCAGAAGAAGUGUUACAGAGAAUAAAAUCUGGGGAAAGUUUGGAAGGCUCUUUCCAAGUGAUUAAGUCCCUGGGUAGAAGACCAAGAAACUGGUCCCAAUGUGUUGAAUUGGCAAGAUUAAAAUUUGAGAAGUACUUUAAUCAUAAGGCUCUUCAGUUACUGCAUUCAUUUCCUAUUGAUACACGAUUAAAAGAUGGCAGUUUGUUUUGGCAAUCACCAAAAAGGCCACCUUUUCCAAUUCAGUUUGAUUUUAAUGACACUUUGCACUACAGUUUCAUACUGAGUACAGCAAAACUGUUUGCAACAAUUCAUUGUAUCUCUUUUACAGAAAAGGAUGUAUCACAGGACACUAUUUUCAAGAUAAUUUCUGGGUUACAGAUUCAAGAGUUUCGACCUUCUAACAAAGUUGUACAAACAGAUGAAGCAGUACGGAAACCAGAUCCUAUUCCUGUAAGCAGUGAGGAUGAAAGAAAUGCUCUUCUUCAAUUGGAGAGUGCCAUCUUGGCCAACAAAGUUACAAAAAAUGAUUUACAGAUGAAGGAACUUAACUUUGAGAAGGAUGAUGACAGUAAUGGCCACAUAGACUUUAUUACAGCAGCUUCCAAUUUGCGUGCCAAAAUGUAUAACAUUGAACCCGCAGAUAGAUUGAAAACAAAACGUAUAGCUGGAAAAAUUAUCCCUGCUAUUGCAACUUCUACAGCAGCUGUAUCUGGCUUGGUUGCUUUGGAACUGAUCAAAGUAGUCGGUGUCUGCCCAUUUCAAGCAUAUAAGAACUGUUUUUUCAACUUAGCCAUUCCAAUAAUUGUCUUUACAGAAACAGCUGCAGUUAGAAAAACAGAAAUAAGAAAUGGGAUAUCUUUCACAAUCUGGGAUAGAUGGAUUAUUCAUGGGAAAGAUGAUUUCACACUCUUGGACUUCAUAAAUACUGUCAAAGAAAAAUAUGGAAUUGAACCAAUCAUGGUUGUCCAGGGAGUCAAAAUGUUGUAUGUACCUGUAAUGCCUGGCCACGUUAAACGAUUAAAGCUGACGAUGCAAAAACUUGUGAAGCCAGUGGUGAAUAAGAAAUAUGUGGACCUCACAGUGUCAUUUGCUCCUGAAAUAGAUGGUGAAGAAGACUUGCCAGGACCACCAGUUAGAUAUUAUUUUGCCCAUGAAAAUAACUGAAACAGGUCUACUGUUUACAGCCUAGUAGGUCAUAUGAAUUGAGCAUGGCACUGUCUCCUUUUUAUAAAUGGUACUGUAUACAAAGCCUUAAUUCAGAACUGAACAGUUGGAAGAUGGUGAGCUCUUCUGAGAAAUCCUACAGCAAAAUAACUUGUAACAUUGUAAGGAAAUUUAAAGCUUGCUCAAAAAUAUUGCUGUUUUUUGUGGAAAAAAAUAACUUUUAUUACUAUCUGCAAAAAGAUCUGAAAGGCAAAUAUAAAAUCUGCACUGAAAACAGGAGCUGAGCAAUCAAGACUGGAGAAACUGCACCAUGUUCCAAAUGAUUAUUUUUUUCUGCUGUUUUUUGCCACUGCAUCAUAAUCCUGAACCCAUCUAUCCUAUAAUGUUCCAUUGCAUAUUGACCCUGUUUUCAUUGUAUAAAAUGCUUUUUAAUAAAAUAGGAUAAAUUAUAGCUAAGAAAAACUAAAGUGGUAAUGUUGGUUUACUUUAUACUUACACUAGAAGUAGAAUAUUCGAAACAAUAUUAUGUGAAAAAUUGCGGAUAUUUGUAUUUAUUUCCUAAAUAUUUGAUUUUCAUAGGUCCUUUACAUAUUGUUGUUGUAAAGAACUAUGUAUAGAGAAGACUGAUUUGAUCCUAAUUGAAAAAAGAAUUAAUAUGCUUUUAAUGGAAAUAUAUUUUAGAGAACUUUGAAAUUUGAGUUUAGCUGACAGUACAUUAUCCAUUACUAGGCACCUGUUUUAAACCUCAUUCACUCCUAAAUAAAGUGUGGCUCAAUCUUUCAUAAUAAUAAAAGGGACAUAUAGAUGCAUACUGCCUAUUCAUUGAUUUCUUUCCUACAGACUCUAAUUCUUAGUGUAUUAAUAUUGAACUACUGAGCUUCGGUAGAAAAAUAACACUUAAUGGGAUAAUUAGUAGAAAAGUAAGCUUUAUUGCAAAAAAUAACUAAGCCUUGCUAAAACAUUUUUGUGGUUAAACCCACAAGCAGCAUCCCACUAUUAUAUAAUUAGGAGUGAUUCACAUUUAAUAUAUCCAGUUGUUGAACUGUUUUAUUGCAAUCUCUUUGGCGGCGGAGUUUCUUAUUUUUAUGUAAAUCCCCUAGCUUUUGAAAGUUUUAUAUUGUUGCUAUCAUUUAAUAUGGAACUUGCAAUGCUUAAGAUGAAAACCAAUAGGCUUAAACAUAUUAGAAAUGUGAGUGAUUUUCUCCUUUGGCCACUUUUUAAUGUGGUGAUUCUGUAAAGUAUUUGGAUAUAAGCAUGUUUCAGCUUAAUAAGUCUGAUUGCAAACAGUCUAGACAUGUAAAGUUAAACAUUAAAUUUAUUAGCAGAGGACAAGAAAAAUAAUUUAGUUCAGUAAUCGGCAACCAAGAUAGCUUCCAGAAUGUGUGUUUCAACCCCUGAAAACCUCAGCAAUAGUUAUAUUAUGUAGGAAAUUCAGGGAAUUGAAAUCUUCACAUCUGGAGAGCACCCACAGUAAAACAAAAACAAAAAAAAGCAGGUUUGGCAUUGUAUGAAAAAGUACAGAAGCAUAAUUCAUUUUUGUUUUAUGUAUGUAACCUGAAUAAAUUAUUGCCCAUUAUAUAUUGUU